AUGGGUUCCAACAGCGGUAGAACUAUCAAGCUCCCUCUUGUGCCACUGGCAAAGGGUACGGUCCUUCUACCAGGCGUCACUCUUCGAAUCCCUGUCUCUAAUCGCCCUGACUUGACCAACCUGCUAUCCUCACUCGUGGAAAAGCCAUCGAAACGCGAUAACAACAUUACCUUCGGAUGCGUUCCACUCAGCUCACCAUUUUUGAGCCGAGACGGUCUGCAACUCAUCGAGGGCGAUGACUCUGACGAGACACAUAAGGAGGAAUAUGAUGCGAUCGAUGCGGGACAGGCCCGUAAAGAUGAUUUGUUUCGCUAUGGCACCCUGGGAAAGGUCAUUGGCGUUCAACGCCGUGCCUACUCGGAACCGUUCCUACUAGUUCAAGGCUCGCAGCGCUUCACCGUUAAGAAAGUCGUGCGUGACCGACCGUACUUUGAAGCGGAAGUGAUUCUGCAUGAUGAAAGCACUUCCUCGAUUCAUGGCGACUCAGAAGCCGCCGAAUUAUUUCAACAACUGAGACAGCUUUCCCGUGAGCUUCUUACUCUGCUCCGCCUAUCUUCAUUGCUAUCAGCCGCCUCGAAUCGAUUGUCGCCACUGGUGGCGCGUAAAUUCGAACUUUAUAUCUCCAAGACCGAGCUAGGCCAGGCAGGGAAACUCGCCGACUUCAUGGCCGAUGUCUCCGAUGCUAGCAUUGAAGAGAAGCUGCGAAUUUUGGCGUCAUUCGAUGUUAAGGCUCGUCUGCAGAGAGUGGUCGAUAUCUUAACUCGUCAAGCCCAGCACAUUAAGAGCAGCGUCAAAGUUACUUCGAUUACUACGAGCUCAUUCCCUUCCAACAACUCAGUUGAUAUUAGCCAAAUUGAUCCUCGUGAGCGAGAAAUACUGGCCCGCCGUGCCAUGGCUGGUCUUUCCGGCCUCACGCCACCAGGCACUGCCGGAGCGCGUGGAGGGAGCGACAGUGAUGAAAAGGAGCCGAAUGAGCUCGACGAGUUGCAACAGAAGCUGCGUGAUGCUGAGCUCAGUAAUGAAGCCCAAAAGAUUGCGGACAAGGAACUCAAACGUCUGCGGAAGAUGAACCCAGCUAAUGCUGAAUAUGGCGUUUGUCGCACUUAUCUCGAGAACUUGGCGGAUAUCCCAUGGACCAAAGUGACAGAGGAUCAACUUGGAGCUGAUACUUUAAGACGAGCUCGCCAGCAGUUGGAUGAGGAUCAUUAUGGCUUGGAGCGCAUUAAGAAGAGACUACUUGAGUACUUGGCUGUGCUGCGAUUGAAACAAUCGUCCAACAAGACUGUAGAGCGUGAGAUCGUUGGUCUUAACAAAGAUCUUGAUGCGGCUUCAGCUGGGGACCUCGAGAAAGAUGUUCCCUUGCUAUCGGAGGAUGAUCGUGUCGCACUGGAAACCCGACUUGGAAUUCUGAAGUCCAAGCGUAUGACCGACAAAUCUCCUAUCUUGCUCCUUGUUGGUCCUCCUGGCACUGGAAAGACCAGUUUAGCCAGAUCAGUUGCUACUUCUCUUGGGCGCAAGUUCCACCGAAUCUCCCUCGGUGGUGUUCGGGAUGAGGCCGAAAUUCGUGGUCACCGACGAACCUACGUUGCAGCUAUGCCUGGUCUGAUUGUGAAUGGACUAAAGAAGGUAGGCGUUGCCAAUCCAGUCUUCCUCCUGGAUGAGAUCGACAAGGUCGGUGGCUCAAACUUCCACGGAGACCCAUCUGCAGCGAUGCUUGAGGUUCUGGACCCCGAGCAGAACCAUACCUUCACGGACCAUUACAUCAAUAUCCCCAUUGAUCUCAGCAAAGUCCUGUUUAUCGCGACUGCCAACUCUUUGGAUACUAUUCCUCCUCCCUUACUUGAUCGUAUGGAGACAAUCUCGCUUUCUGGAUACACCACCGUUGAGAAGAGGCACAUUGCUAAGCGCCACCUGAUCCCCAAACAGGUACGGUCUAAUGGCCUGACUGACGACCAGGUUAACCUGUCUGAUGAGGUGAUCGACAAGACUAUCACCUCUUACACACGAGAGUCUGGUGUCCGUAAUUUGGAGCGUGAGCUUGGCUCCAUUUGUCGCCACAAAGCUGUCCAGUUUGCCGAUGCCGGUGACUCCGACCGCAUGAGUGACUAUAAUCCAAAUGUCAGUGUGGAGGAUCUUGAGGAUAUCCUUGGCAUUGAACGCUUCGAGGAGGAAAUUGCUGAAAAGCACGGUCGUCCUGGUGUUGUCACAGGACUUGUCGCCUACUCGACAGGUGGCCAAGGUAGCAUCCUUUUCAUCGAGGUGGCCGAUAUGCCUGGAAAUGGUCGUGUUCAGCUCACUGGAAAGCUUGGCGAUGUUCUUAAGGAAUCUGUUGAGGUCGCUUUGACAUGGGUUAAGGCCCACUCCUUCGAACUCGGAUUAACCCAUGAUCCUAAUGAGGAUGUCAUGAAGAGCCGUAGCCUCCACGUGCACUGCCCGUCUGGGGCUAUCCCUAAGGAUGGUCCAUCGGCAGGUCUUGCACACACCGUUGCGCUGAUCUCGCUGUUCAGCAACAAAGCUGUCCCACCGCAGAUUGCUAUGACUGGUGAGAUCUCUCUCCGUGGCCGUGUGAUGCCCGUCGGUGGAAUCAAGGAGAAGCUCAUUGGAGCUCUUCGUGCGGGCGUUAAGACGGUGCUACUUCCUCAGGCCAAUCGUAAGGAUGUCAAGGAUGUCCCUCAAGAGGUCAAGGAUGGUCUAGAAAUCGUCUUUGUUCAACACAUUUGGGAGGCCCUUGGCAAGAUCUGGCCAGAUGCUCACUGGCCUGGUCAACAGCACAUGAACUUGAUUGAAAGUCGGCUGUAA
Molecule: messenger RNA, 2799 nt
Organism: Penicillium angulare
Lineage: Eukaryota; Fungi; Ascomycota; Eurotiomycetes; Eurotiales; Aspergillaceae
Product: putative LON domain serine protease
Exons: 3
Coding region: 1-2799 (932 amino acids)
Biological process (GO): protein processing; protein quality control for misfolded or incompletely synthesized proteins; protein catabolic process
Cellular component (GO): peroxisomal matrix
Molecular function (GO): ATP-dependent peptidase activity; ATP hydrolysis activity; ATP binding
Source: RefSeq, a predicted model, not a curated record